CUAAGGAUACACCAACACGCCGUACGCAGUGUCGGUGCUGUCGUACACCGUGCACCCGGAGUACGAGCACACCACCAUGCACAGCCUCGCCGUCGUCGAGUUGGACGUCAGCGGUGAAGCAUUUCAGCUGAUCCCGGUGUGCUUACACCCUCAACAGGACACGAAGCAGGACUCACAACCCGAGAAACUUUACCUCAUCGGGUACACGGAUGAACAUAAAGCUCUGGAAAAAGUAAUUUACCAAAUAACACCCUUGAAAGAUAAAGUUUGCGAUGAGUACAAUGAACGAAUAGGGGUUACAGGGCAGAGCAAUAUCCCAACUGCGUCCGUGUGUGGGUACGCGCCAUACUCCUCCAUCAAGUGUCAGUGGGACGACGGCAUGGCGCUCGUGUCCAACGCCACCAAUGGAGUCUUCACUUUGAUGGGGCUUAGUAUCCACGGUCCCGGGUGCACGGCGCCGGCGCGGUACAUCGCUCUGUCCCCCUACGUGAGCUGGCUCCGCCUGGUGACCGGCUCCGACGCGGACUCGCCGCAGCCGCCGCAGCCGCCGCAGCCCGACCAGCCCGCUUACAUCCCCGCGCACAAACUCUUCACUUCAAAUGAAACUCGACGAUCAAGCGUGGAUUUCUAUCUUAUUGGUCACGAUUUUAUUCCUCAUCAAAAAAAGACUGAAAAACAUAAUAAAGGAGGAUGGCUGAAAAACUUCUAUAUUGAGCCUAUCGAACGAGAUAGCAAGACCCUUGCUAUAUAUCCAAUCGAAGAAUUGUUCGAAAUAUCUCCUGAUGACUGCAAAAAGAGACGAACACUAAUGUACCGCGAGGAUAUUUUUGUUACCGUGCCCGAAUCCCGCACAGAAAUCACUUAUAAGUUGGACCUGUACGAUUUAAAAACCUUGUUCUGCAAAUGUAUUACAUUGAAGGUAAAGUGUUUCGAGCGAUCCUACGCGUAUCUCUCGUUUAGAGAAGAGUUCGACUUCGUAGAGGGAACUGAAGACCUUCAAACAAUUAGGUUCGAAGUGAAUAAGUACGGAUCAAUGCCUAUCCGUACCGCGCCACCAGGCAAAAAUGCCAAACCUAAAAAGUUGAUUGACGAUCAAUCAAACUACAAACCUACAUUCAUCACGUUCGAUACCAAAAAAGGAACCGUAUUGUCUAACCAGUUGUAUUUAAGGUUUUGGUUUCCAGUGACAGGCAAACUUGAAUUAAAAAUGUAUGGAGCUCCGAUUGAUAUGAACCCUUAUACUUUGGACACGACAACCCGGGCCGGGCAUACAGAGCCAGAAUAUCACGAUCCAAGUUAUUACUUGGGCGGUAGUAUUCCACAAAUGAUGCACCGAGGAGUCGCAGACACCCUGGUGGCCGACGUGCACGAGCCGGUGAGUGCGGGACGCCACCUCGCGACAACUCCGCUGUGUGUGACUGUACUGUGCUUGCUCACCAUCACUUUAUCUUUGAACACAUUGUUAUACUUACGGUAGCUGUUCACUAUGUGUAGCAUGAAAACAUUUGAAAACUGAUAUUGUUGUAUUUAUACUAGUAAUCGAUUUAUUGUUCCAAGUAAAAGGCUUUAUGAAUACUGAA
This is a messenger RNA of Helicoverpa zea (corn earworm), 1580 nucleotides long. RefSeq lists its product as uncharacterized. Bases 77 to 1477 code for a protein of 466 amino acids. The transcript has 9 exons. The record is from RefSeq and is a predicted model, not a curated record. Lineage: Eukaryota; Metazoa; Arthropoda; Insecta; Lepidoptera; Noctuidae.